Mya arenaria is the source of this 1146-nucleotide messenger RNA. Its product is annotated as gamma-aminobutyric acid type B receptor subunit 2-like. Bases 1 to 1146 code for a protein of 381 amino acids. Gene Ontology annotation, molecular function: G protein-coupled GABA receptor activity. The transcript has 9 exons. Gene Ontology annotation, cellular component: membrane; G protein-coupled receptor heterodimeric complex. Gene Ontology annotation, biological process: gamma-aminobutyric acid signaling pathway; G protein-coupled receptor signaling pathway. The record is from RefSeq and is a predicted model, not a curated record. NCBI's taxonomy places the organism in Eukaryota, Metazoa, Mollusca, Bivalvia, Myida, Myidae.
AUGACACAGUCUUCCAUUGUCGGCACGUCGGGCAGAAUCUCUUUCCGUGAGAGUGCAGACCCGAACAAAAUUGUCCGGAUUGAGCGAGUGCAAGGUGGAAAAAGAGUGCUUAUCGCUUACUAUCGUCAGGACAAACGACCGUCCUACUUUGAAUGGGUCGACGGAGCUCUUGAAUGGAAAGACAACCAAAUACCUCGGGAUUCCACAUCAAAAAAGUACGAGGAGGUUAUUAUUCCAUGGCCCAUGUACAUCAGCAUGUGUGCCAUAGCGGGAAUCGGUAUGUGUGUCACCGCAGGCCUUCUCGCCUUCAAUAUCGUCUAUAGAAACAACAAAUUUGUAAAGCUGUCAUCCCCUAACAUCAACAAUGUUCUGUUGCUCGGAUGUUUUCUGUGCUACACCACCGUCUUCAUCAAAACGACCGGCACCGAUAACACAUCUGUGUGUGAGGCCCGUACCUGGUGUUUUUGCCUGGGCUUCACCAUCACCUUUGGCUCCCUUUUCUCAAAAACCUGGCGAGUGUACAGGAUCUUCACAAACAAGAAACUUCUUAGAAUGACAAUAAAGGAUAGGCAACUUCUAGCUAUAAAUGCAAUUCUGGUCGGCGUCGUGUCCUCAGUGUUAAUCAUUUGGGGUAUACUCUCUCCGCAUUCCAUCGUAACAGAAUUUCUCAAAAAGGAGAUUUACCAAAUUGGAAACGACGAGGAGGUACAUCCGUAUGUGCGUGUUUGCUUUUCGGAGAACGGCGCCUAUUAUAACUGGGUCAUUUACAUAAUAGAGGGUACAUUGCUUUCAUUUGGAGCGUUUCUUGCCUGGGAGACGAGACGGGUGAAAAUCGAGGCCCUCAAUGACUCCCAACAAAUCGGCCUUUGCCUUUACAACGUUGUCGUCCUCAGCGCAGUUGGCCUCACUCUGUCCCUUGUUCUUAACGACCAAGCGGUUUUGCUCUACGGAAUCACUUCCGGUUGUCUCAUUAUCGGCACGUUUGUUACUCAGAUGGUCGUCUUCAUUCCAAAGAUUCAUGCUGUACACAACAAAAUACAGACGAUCGGACACUCUUCGGCUCCUGGGGCAAGCACGGUAACAGGGGCAACACGCGCCAUAAAUAACCAGGCGCCAAAGUCAAGCACCACCAAUACUCCGAAAUGA